Penicillium brevicompactum is the source of this 1254-nucleotide messenger RNA. RefSeq names its product serine hydrolase domain-containing protein. The record is from RefSeq and is a predicted model, not a curated record. The transcript has 5 exons. The coding region runs from base 1 to 1254 and encodes 417 amino acids. NCBI's taxonomy places the organism in Eukaryota, Fungi, Ascomycota, Eurotiomycetes, Eurotiales, Aspergillaceae.
AUGGGUGAAAAGCUCUCAUCUUCAGCAGAGCUCAAUGCUCGUUCCGUGAUGGACAGCUAUACCGACAGCACGUCUCCACGCAUCCCCGGUCUCGUCUACUGCGCAGUAGACAAAACCGGAGAGACCGUCUUCAGCCAUGCAUCGGGCAAUUCAGGGCUUGGUCAAUCUCCAAUGACUCUCGACACUGUUUUCUGGAUCGCCUCUUGCACCAAGCUCAUUACCAGCAUAGCUUGUAUGCAGCUGGUUGAAGGGGGCGUGUUGAGGCUAGACGACAGCGAUCAAAUCGAACAGCUUGCGCCGGAGCUCAAGGCCGUUGAAGUCCUUGAACGUUCUUCGUCAGGCGAGCUCUCCUUGGUACCAAAGCAAAGAAGUAUCACAUUGAGAAUGCUCUUGAAUCAUACAUCGGGUUUCGGAUAUGCUUUUGAAGACCUCAAGCUACAUGAUUGGUAUCAGCCUAAUGGGUUAGAUGACUUCUCAGGAAAUGUAAAAGACGUUCUGCUUCGACCGCUUGUUAACCAGCCGGGAACAAAGUUCCAGUAUGGUGUCGGCCUGGACUGGGCCGGAGCUCUCGUCGAACGAGUCUCUGGAAUUUCUUUGGAACAGUAUUUCCAAACAUUUAUCUUGAAGCCUCUCGAUAUUAAAAAUAUCUCAUUCUUUCCCACCGUCGAAAUGACAAGGUCACUGGCAUAUAUGCACCAGCGUUCCAAGGAUGGCUCAUUGAGCCUCACCGAUCAUAUCUACCGAUACCCCUUACUACCCUGCAAGUCAGACAAGCAACGCUUUUGCAUGGGGGGUGGCGGAUGUUUUGGAAAGCCACUCGAAUACUCUCGAAUCAUUGCAAGUCUCUUGAACGACGGAUUAAGUCCUCACACAGGCGCAAGGCUCCUCAGACCAGAAACCGUGCAAAAAAUGUUUACGGAUCAAAUUCCAACCAUGCCACGGUAUUGCAAUGAGUACAACCCAUCAGCUAAUCCCAAACUCGCCAACCCGACCCCGAUAUUCCCCAGUCCAGAUGAUGCAACCGAGGGCUGGGGUCUGUCGUUCUCGCUGAGUCACAGUCAAAGUCCGACGGGGCGAGCAGCUGGAUCUGGAUCUUGGGAGGGAGUGGCAAAUCUUUUCUGGUUUGCGGAUCGCGAGAAUGGAAUUGGUGGCAUCAUUGCCUCACAAAUUCUUCCAUACGGAGAUAUCGAUGUCAUGAGGUGUUCGGACUCGGUGGAGAAUAUAAUAUAUGAUGAUAUUGUUAAAGAAACGUGA